This is a messenger RNA of Lipotes vexillifer (Yangtze River dolphin), 1152 nucleotides long. RefSeq names its product NPHS2 stomatin family member, podocin (gene NPHS2). The record is from RefSeq and is a predicted model, not a curated record. Lineage: Eukaryota; Metazoa; Chordata; Mammalia; Artiodactyla; Lipotidae. The transcript is spliced from 8 exons. The coding region runs from base 1 to 1152 and encodes 383 amino acids. Gene Ontology annotation, cellular component: plasma membrane.
AUGGAGAAAAGGGCUCGGAGCUCCUCCAGAGAGGCCCACGGGAGAGGCAGCGGGUCCGCCCACAAAGAGAACAAGAGGACGAAGGCCGAGAGGGGCGGCAGAGGCCGCGGGCGCCGGGACGCCGGGCCGGAGCAGCCGGCCCUCGGGCGGGCAGGGAGCCCCGGUGAGCCCCGAGCGCCUGCAGCCACCGUGGUGGACGUGGAUGAGGUCCGGGGCUCUGGCGAGGAGGGCACCGAGGUGGUGGCGCUGCUGGAGAGCGAGCGGCCCGAGGAAGGUACCAAGUCUUCCAGUUUAGGAGCUUGUGAGUGGCUUCUUGUCCUCACAUCCCUGCUCUUCGUCAUUGUGACCUUCCCUUUUUCUAUCUGGUUCUGCAUAAAGGUUAUACAGGAGUAUGAGAGAGUAAUUAUAUUCCGACUGGGACAUCUGCUUCCUGGAAGAGCCAAAGGCCCUGGCCUUUUCUUCUUUUUGCCCUGCCUGGAUACCUACCACAAGGUUGACCUUCGCCUCCAAACCUUGGAGAUACCCUUUCAUGAGGUUGUAACCAAAGACAUGUUUGUAAUGGAGAUAGAUGCCAUCUGCUACUACCGAAUGGAAAAUGCCUCUCUUCUCCUAAGCAGUCUUGCUCAUGUGUCCAAAGCGGUCCAAUUCCUUGUGCAAACCACCAUGAAGCGUCUCCUAGCACAUCGAUCCUUCACUGAAAUUCUUCUGGAGAGGAAGAGCAUUGCACAAGAUGUAAAGGUUGCCUUGGAUGCAGUGACCUGUAUUUGGGGAAUCAAAGUGGAGAGAACAGAAAUUAAGGAUGUGAGGCUGCCAGCCGGGCUGCAGCACUCGCUGGCGGUGGAGGCCGAAGCACAGAGACAGGCCAAAGUGCGGAUGAUCGCUGCGGAAGGGGAGAAGGCUGCGUCCGAGUCCCUGAGGAUGGCAGCCGAGAUUCUAUCAGGCACUCCAGCUGCUGUUCAGCUUCGGUACCUCCACACCCUGCAAUCCUUGUCCACAGAGAAACCUUCCACAGUGGUUUUACCUUUGCCAUUUGACUUGCUAAAUUUCCUGUCUUCUCCAAGCAGUAGAACUCAAGGAAGCAUCCCUUUACCAAAUCCUUCCAAACCUGUUGAGCCGCUGAACCCUAAAAAGAAAGACUCUCCCAUGUUAUAG